UUGCUGCGAGCAGAGCCCUGCCGCCCCCACCGCGCCCGAAAGCCACCGGAGGCCACAACCCUCCCGCAGGAACCCCCGCGCGGCUGUGACCCGUCCCUCCGAAGUGCAGCCAGAGCUCUAUUUGCCCGGCUUUAGAGGCAGACACUGGACUGGCUGAGCCAAGCUGACAAACUUCAUUACCAAUAGCUGAAAAAAAUCAAACUAAAGAUGCACAGGAAGUGAGUAUGGCACCAUCUGCAUCGGUUCUCUUGUCCAAGUGGAAGCUACCCUCUGCCUAAGAAUUAUGUGGAUACAACUGAGGAGAAUGUUACCUGUGAAAGGAGUUAUUUGGGCAACCUCUUCAUGACGUAUUCAUACAGCUGCAGUUUGUUUCUUAAUUUUAAAAGUGCAGGAGAGGCUGAACCAGCAUCCUUCCCCAGACAAAAGCAUGAUCUGCAUGCCUGGAAGAUGAAAACCAUAUGUGGAUUAUACGGUACAAAAAAUAAAAGACCCUCUGAAGCUGACAAUCCACAAAAUGUCUCAGGAGACGUUAUGAGGAGUAAAAGAAAUAAAAUGAAUGUAAUAGGAAAAUUCAUCCUGGAAAGACUGAUGAAAUGCACUUUUUCAAGUCUGAGUGGACGGAAGAAAGGCAGGGAGGAAAGGUGCGUACACACAGCAGAGAAACCAGAACGCCUCCUUUGCUCUCCUUUCUUCCCCUUUCAGACCUCUUUUUGGAGGAGAAAGGGGAAGAAAUCCUGUUGCUCAAUUCAGAUCUGUGGAAUGUGCACAUUUCCAGCAGGGGUUCUGAAGAGUGUGGCGGUGUGGCUUUUUUGUCUACCGGUUUGUUUCCAUCUCUCUUUUCCUGCCUGCUGUAUUGUUCCAGGGUGUUUUUUUUCAUUUGUCUGGUUUAAUUCCCGCUGCCUCCAGCAGAAAGUAAUCUGCAGUGUGAGUUGUCUGCUUAAAUUGCCGACCUGAUGUAAAACCUCAGGAUCUUCUUGGAAAGGGCUCUGUUCAGGGGGCAAAUCUGGCCACUGCAGAGCAGGUAGGAGGCAAUGGGAGAAGUGAGUGGUCGGGUGGUAGGGACAAAAUGAGGUGGCCCUGUGUUAAAGGACAGGGAUGUGUGUCUGUGGUGGGGAGUGAGACAUGAGUUGCAGAGGAAGCAAUUUGUCCAGAGUUGCACAGGAAGUCUGUGGUAAAAGAGGGCUCAAGUCCAAGAUAGGUAUCUGCUCUAGUGAACUAACUUAUCUCCUGUUUCUCUCUGCUCUGUAGGAAGGUUGUUUUUAGCUCUAGCAACUCACUGAGACCUCGGCAAAGAUUGUUAAUAACUUUUUUUGCUAUUCAAUAUCUCUGAGAUCAUUACAAACUCGUGCGCUUUUAUUUCUUGGAUGCACAGUGGAUUAUUUUGCUUUUGGCUGAAUUGGCUCUUCAGUGUCUCCAAGGUAAAGCACUACAGUACUUUUGCUCAGCAAAAGCACAGGACUAAAACUUUUUUUUCUUUUUAAGUUCUCCCUGCUGCAAGGAACAUUUCGCUUCAAUUCUUAGUGGCUGGGCUUUGUCGCCGGAAAUGACUGUAGUGGCUGAAGUUCCUCAUAGCCUGAACACAGAACUGCCUUGUAGCUUCUUGCACUGAGGAAACACUUCACAGCAUACGGUGACUUUUUGCACUGGGAAGUAUGCAGAACCCAAGUGCAGAUGAAAACACAGAUUUGCAGCCCAGGGUGCCUUCUGAGGAGCAGAAUUAUGGAGCUACUGCAGCACGUGUGAGACGAGGUCCACAUGUGCGAGUGUCAAGGAACAGCCCAGCAAAGAGAGAUUACCUGAUAGUUGGUGUGCUGUGCUAUGCAAACCUAAUAAAUUUCAUGGAUUGGUUUAUUGUACCAGGGAUCCUGUUAGAUAUACAGAAAUACUUUGAUCUUAGUGACGGGGCUGCAGGCCUACUGCAAACAGUUUUCAUCUUGUGUUACAUGCUGGCUGCUCCCUUCUUUGGAUACCUCGGUGACCGAUACAACAGGAAAGCCAUCAUCGGAGCUGGUAUUUUCUUCUGGUCUGCUGUAACAUUAGGAACUUCAUUCAUCAGUGAAUCAUAUUACUGGAUAUUCUUUCUUUCACGAGGACUGGUUGGCAUUGGCACAGCCAGUUAUUCCACAGUAGCGCCUACCAUCAUUGCAGAUCGCUUUGAUGAGGGAAAAAGGACCACAAUGUUGUCUGUCUUCUAUAUCUGCAUUCCAAUGGGAAGUGGCCUUGGUUACGUCCUGGCAUCCAGCAUGACACAUGUCACAGGUGACUGGCACUGGGCCUUCCGGGUUACUCCUUGCAUGGGAGGUUUAGCACUGGUUCUUCUGAUUCUGCUGGUCCCUCACAGGAUCCAGAGAAGGACAGAGGCACACAGAGCACUGAGCAUCCAUGGCUCUAUACGAGUAGCAGCUGAGAAGCCUGGUGCACAGGGAGCUGCCAAGACUUCUUGGUGUCAAGAUGUCAUAUCGCUUGGCAAGAAUUGGAGCUUUGUCUGGUCCUCGCUGGGUCUGACUGCCAUGGCCUUCGUCACUGGAGCGCUGGGUCUGUGGGUACCGAUGUUCCUUUACAGGGCUCAGGUUGCCCUGGGCACUGUGCAGCAGUGCCUGGAAAAAUCAUGCAAUUCAUCUAACAGCCUAAUAUUUGGAGGCAUCACCAUUGGGACGGGAAUCCUGGGUGUCAUUGCUGGGGCAGAAGCUGCAAGAAGACUAAGGAAAACGAACAACAGAGCUGAUCCUCUGAUCUGUGCCACAAGCAUGUUUGCUUCUUCUCUGUGCCUCUACAUAGCAAUCAUGGUGGCCCAGAAGAACAUCCUUUCCACUUUUAUUUUUAUUGCGUUUGGAGAACUAUUUUUAUCUGUCAACUGGGCUGUUGUGACAGACAUACUGUUGUAUGUUGUCACACCAAGACGGCAGUCUACAGCUAUUGCCCUGCAGAUCUUGGUGAGCCACUUGCUGGGAGAUGCAGGCAGCCCAUACCUUGUUGGGAUGAUCUCCAAUGCUAUUCAAGCCAAGAAAGAUCAGUCAUUCCACUGGAGUUUCUGCAGCCUGCAGUACAGCUUCAUCAUCUGUGUUUUUGUUGGUGUCUUUGGAGGAGUUUUUUUCCUCCUGACAUCUUUUUACAUUGAGGAAGAUCGUAAGGAAGCAGAGCAGUUUUGAUGUUCCUUUGUAUCCUUUAAACCUGUAUCUGAUUUCUUUUCUAAUGUAUGCAAGCCAUGAUACUGACUCUGUAAAGUUAAAACACAAAUUUAUGUACUGUGGUAAUGCUACAAUAGUUUCUAUAAUUAAAAAAAGUAAAAUCCCA
Molecule: messenger RNA, 3294 nt
Organism: Gallus gallus (chicken)
Lineage: Eukaryota; Metazoa; Chordata; Aves; Galliformes; Phasianidae
Gene: SPNS3
Product: sphingolipid transporter 3 (putative)
Exons: 14
Coding region: 1653-3149 (498 amino acids)
Biological process (GO): transmembrane transport
Cellular component (GO): membrane
Molecular function (GO): transmembrane transporter activity
Source: RefSeq, a predicted model, not a curated record